Molecule: messenger RNA, 1545 nt
Organism: Homarus americanus (American lobster)
Lineage: Eukaryota; Metazoa; Arthropoda; Malacostraca; Decapoda; Nephropidae
Product: DNA repair protein RAD51 homolog 2-like
Exons: 11
Coding region: 318-1313 (331 amino acids)
Biological process (GO): double-strand break repair via homologous recombination
Cellular component (GO): Rad51B-Rad51C-Rad51D-XRCC2 complex
Molecular function (GO): ATP binding; ATP-dependent DNA damage sensor activity; DNA binding
Source: RefSeq, a predicted model, not a curated record
CGUCCCCGUCCCCGUCCUCGUCACGUCACUGAGUCAGUCAUCACAGAAAGUGCGGCGUUUUGAAAGGGUUGGCUCAGUGUUGGUGUGAAUUUUUCUUAAAUGACGUUUCAAAGACUAUCCAAGUUAGCCCUUGAUGAAGACUUGAAGACUAGACUCUCGAGGUCACCUUUAAAGACAGUUAAAAUCGACUUACGAACUGGGUCCAAGAAAGUAGCCCGAUCGAAAUUUGGGGACCGUCUACUGUAUUCUAGUAUUAUCCAACCUAUCCUAGGAUAUAAGUACAUUUUGAUGUGUUGUCAUUGUCUCCCCUGGAAGUGAUGAACCUGCUACAUAUGAGUGCUGCUGAGUGCAAACUCUUCAUGGAUCACUUAUAUAAUGUCUGUGUUCCCAAGCAUUUGACUGCCUUUGAUCUUAGCCAGGAUGAGGACAAAAACAGUUUCAGGCUGGGAAAUACAGUACUGGAUACCUUGCUGCAUGGUGGACUUCAAUCAGGCACUCUUACAGAAUUUGCUGGAUCUGCUGGAGCUGGUAAGACACAGUGGUGUCUGUACCUGGCCGUCCUGGCUGUCACACCCAAAAAACACCGGUCCCGUAAUAUUACAGCCAUAUAUAUUGACACAGAAUCAGCCUUUAGACCUGAAAGAAUAGUUGAGAUUAUUUCCAGCAAGUAUCCAGAGUUGACAUCAAACAUCUCAAAAUAUCUCUCCAUGAUCAAUCUUUAUCAGCCAAAAACAAUCAGCAGCCUCAAUGAUAUAUUAGAGUCUCUUGAGGUUAUUGCUGUAGAGAAGGAUGUUGGUGUAGUGAUAGUAGAUUCUGUGGCCUCCUUGGCACGUAAGGAGAUCAUGUGUGACUCUUCACAAUCCAUCAUAGCCAGGACAAACCAACUAGCAUCAUGGGCUGCCAAGUUGAAAUGUAUAGCUCAACAGCUCAACAUCUGUGUUGUGGUCACUAACCAGGUCACAACAAGGUUGGUGAAAGAGGCUCCUCAGGUUACUGAGGAGAUGCAAGGUGUUGAUGGGGAAGAAGAUGAACUAAAUACAGGGUCAAGAGAGAGAACAUUCUCAUACCAUGUGAUUCCAGCUUUGGGUAAUACCUGGACACACUGUGUAACUACUCGCCUCAUCUUGCAGUUCACAAAUUCUGAAGUUAGACAGCUUACAAUUGCAAAAUCACCAGUUGCACCAUUUGCAACUUUCCACUACACCAUUGACAAAGAGGGCAUAUUUAUUCAAGACUGUGAGAGAUUCUAUUCUUAUUCGGGAUCAGAUCCAGGUCUUCAUCAAAUAAAAGUUCAGAAAGGUUUUAUUGUUUAGCUCAGUCACAGUUUUGAAGUACUGUAUAUCUCCAAAACUGUAUGUAACCCAGAUAUUACAUAAUGAAGCUGCCUCAAGUAUUACUUAUCACAUUUAUUACGUCUCGCUUCCAGUAAUAAUUCACAAAAUACCUGUCAGACAUGUUUUAGUUGUACAGUAUUAUUUGACUUUGAAUCAAACAAAAUAUUUAUGUGUACAGUUGAUAAAUGAAUGAAUUAAAAUGUGUUUUUUA